GCAACAGUGCCAUAAAACAUGUCAAUAAUUAAUGUGGACUUUUGAGUCGUUUUGACACUCAGCGGUGCAGAUUUUGUCUCGACUGGAGGAAACGUUGCCUUGACCGACGGAGCAGCUUCACACCGUCGCUCCUGCAGACGUCAUCAUGAAGCCUUCGUCUCCUCCUCGUCCUCCUCGUCUGUCUCUGCAGAGUCCAGAGCUGCAGUCUGAGUUCUUCAAAGAGUUUCGGAACAAACUUCGUCCUCAGAGAGACGUCUGUGAUUCUGGUGGUGCCUCCCCUCUGUCCUCCCCCCCGUCCUCCCCUCUGUCCUCCCCCUUCAGUCCAGCUCUGUCCUCCCCCUUCAGUCCAGCUCCAUCUCCUUCGUCCUCCUCUUCAUCGUCUCCCAGCUCCACCAUCAGUCCAGCUCGUCUGUCGCUGUCCAGCCCUGAGCUGCUGUCAGAGCUCAGAGAGUCCAGGACACGCCCCCUCAAACAUGUCCCCGCCCACAAGGGAAUGACCACCGUCUUCUCUGGACGAGGACGAGGACGAGCACAGAACUCUAACUCCACCCCCAACUCCAAACCAGCCAAUCAGAAGACUUCACGUUGAAUUCCUGAACAACCAGUACCUCAGUCCAACAUGGACUCUAAUUCUGCUUGAAUGAUUGUUUUAUCCCAAUCUGGAAUCACCGACCCUGAACCCUUUUAGAACAAGGCUGAAGACUACAAUUCCUGGAGCGUCCACUAGAGGCAGACUCCAGAAUCUUCAGAACAACAUGUUAAAAAAUUCCCAGCAGAAAUAAACGUUUUUACAGCCUGGUGUUCAA
Acanthochromis polyacanthus (spiny chromis) is the source of this 806-nucleotide messenger RNA. Its product is annotated as espin-like. The coding region runs from base 146 to 589 and encodes 147 amino acids. The transcript has 5 exons. NCBI's taxonomy places the organism in Eukaryota, Metazoa, Chordata, Actinopteri, Pomacentridae. The record is from RefSeq and is a predicted model, not a curated record.